AUGUCAGGUAUUUUCAUUUCUAGUUGUCGUCUUACUCCGUAUCCGAUGAAGAGCAGUGCUGCAGCUGCUGCAAGUUUAUUCGCAGACGAUGAUGACGACGAUGCCGAAUUCUCCCAUGAAAAUGAUGAACGAGAUGAACAAGAACAGUGUGUAAUAACAAAGGAUUUCCUUGUUGGCUUGUCACUAACAAACAGUAAAGACCAUUCUAAAAGAGAGCGAUAUCGCGAUUAUGUCAAGUCAAUGUUGGUACUCGGUGAAGGUGAGGCCGUCAUUGAUCUCGGUGUUUCAGUUGAGGAUACUACAGAGCGAGGUUUGUCAAGAGAUGAUUUAGAAUUGUCAGAAAAGAAGCACAUAGCGCUUUUGGAAGGGGCUGGAGUAGUAUCAACACGUUUAGUAACCAAACAACAAGGCGGCCUUUACACAUGUGCCCAUCUUGUUCGGAAGGAAGUAGAUCCUGAUGAUUUUAUUGAGGUGCGUGUGGCUGUUGUAGGUAAUGUGGACGCAGGGAAAUCAACAUUAUUGGGCGUAUUAACAUACAGCAUUUUGGACGACGGUCGUGGACAAGCUCGACAGAAGUUGUUCCGACACAAACAUGAAUUUGAGUCAGGUCGAACUUCUUCCGUAGGAAACGACAUCCUAGGUUUCGAUAUUAGCGGUAAUGUUGUCAAUAAACCCGACUCGCAUAGUGGACAUCUUGAUUGGAUUACUAUUUGUCAUGAUUCCGCUAAGGUGAUCACUUUCAUUGAUCUGGCAGGGCACGAAAAAUAUUUGAAAACAACAAUCUUUGGAAUGACUGGGCAUGUUCCGGAUUACACGAUGUUGAUGAUUGGUGCGAAUGCUGGCAUUAUUGGAAUGACAAAGGAGCACCUAUCGCUUGCUUUGUGCCUCAGUGUACCGGUAUUUAUCGUCGUUACGAAGAUCGAUAUGUGUCCUGAGGGGGUUCUGGCUGAAACGAUGAAGAAUUUGGACAAACUGAUGAAAAGUCCCGGAGCGCGGAAAUUGCCGGUUGUUAUAAAGACGUUAGAAGAUGUUGUUCAUGCUGCUAGUCAUUUUAGCAGUGGGAAGGUUUGUCCCAUCUUUCAAGUAUCAAACGUCACUGGCACUAAUUUGGACUUACUUUCUGCCUUUUUCAAUCUCAUCCCACUUCGACGGAAGUUUUCUUCGGAUAGUCCAGCCGAAUUCCAAAUAGAUGAUGUAUAUUGGGUAGAUGGCGUAGGUACUGUAGUCUCAGGCACAUGCAUAGCUGGUAUGAUUUCACUUAACGAUACAAUGUUAAUUGGGCCAGAUCCUCAUGGGGAAUUUAUCCCAAUUCCAAUAAAGUCCAUUCAUCGAAAACGAAUGCCGGUAUCGAAAAUACGAUGCGGUCAAACUGCAUCAUUUUCUAUUAGAAAAUUGAAUAAAAAGGAAGUACGAAAAGGGAUGGUAUUACUUUCUCCAAAAAUGGUCGCCUUUUCCUCAGUGCAGUUUGAUGCUGAAAUACUCAUCCUUCAUCAUCCGACUACAAUUGCCGAAAAUUAUCAAGCAAUGGUGCAUAUUGGCUCGAUUCGCCAAACGGCAACCAUAGUACAUAUGACAAAAACAGUAUUACGAACUGGAGACCGUGAUAUGGUAACGUUUAAAUUCAUCAAAAAUCCUGAGUAUCUAUCUGUUGGGAGUCGUAUGGUAUUUCGUGAAGGUCGGACAAAAGCUGUUGGAACAGUCGCUAAAGUUUAUCCAUAUACUCCUGCGUUUCCGAAACAGAUUCGACCGAAACACAUGAAAUACAAAGAGGGUUGGCACAAUAAAAAAAUGUUUAACAGCAUUGGAACAAAUAAAGAUAAAAAAGUGAACACAAAUUGAUGUGUUAAUAUGUGAGGUGGAAAGCGGCUUUAUGCAACUAUAUUUGUAAAAUGCAAAGGCAGCGAAACGUUACUGUGAAUAGAUGUUUAAUGUUUCACGUUCUUGUUGGCUUGUUAAAUAUGAUAUUUUUUUAAUGUCUUUAGAGUUCUUGACAUACUGGUAAUCCUUUCAAACACUCAAAAUCUGUGCUUUUAAUUUUAGUGUAAGGCACGCUUUGAAAGAGAAUACGCCAUUUUGCGAUAAUUAUUCCUUAUUAUUAGUGAUUUUAUCGUUAAAAUAUUUUGUUUAGCUAAUCUUGCUCUACUUGUUCGUCAUUUUGAAUUACCAAAAAGAAAUGAGUUAUAACGGAAUUUUUAUAAUGCUGAUAUUGUUAGUGGAUAUGAAUGACAAUAAUGUGAAUCUAUCUGUACUAAAAAAAUAAAGUUCUGGCCAUAAAAUUAAAGGUUAUCCUGUGUUCUUC
Loa loa (African eye worm) is the source of this 2299-nucleotide messenger RNA. Its product is annotated as GTP-binding protein AGP-1. Bases 1 to 1839 code for a protein of 612 amino acids. Lineage: Eukaryota; Metazoa; Nematoda; Chromadorea; Rhabditida; Onchocercidae. The record is from RefSeq and is a predicted model, not a curated record. Gene Ontology annotation, molecular function: GTPase activity; translation elongation factor activity; GTP binding. The transcript has 13 exons. Gene Ontology annotation, biological process: translational elongation.